Molecule: messenger RNA, 663 nt
Organism: Brassicogethes aeneus
Lineage: Eukaryota; Metazoa; Arthropoda; Insecta; Coleoptera; Nitidulidae
Source: the annotation of a GenBank genome assembly
AUGGGGAUUAAAAGUAGAGGGACCUUGAUAUUCCUCCUACUAUCGACGUCGGUUUUAACAGUCCUCGCCGACAAUUCGUACAUGAAAAAUGCGAAAAUUAGCACCCGCAUCGUCCAAACGCGUUACGGUCGCCUACAGGGUCUCAUAGUCCCCAUGGACUCCCACAGAUACUUGAAACCCAUAGAAGUGUUUCUCGGGGUCCCGUAUGCCACACCUCCAGUCAAAUCGAACAGGUUUAGUCCGACGAGGACGCCCAGUCCUUGGGACGGCGUAAGAGUGUCGGAUAAACAAGGACCUGUGUGUCCACAAAAAUUACCAGACAUUACCAAUGAAACUGCAGCGCUGGAAAAGAUGCCCAAAGGAAGAUUGGAUUACUUGAAGAGGCUGCUCCCCUAUCUGAAAAACCAGAGUGAAGAUUGUCUUUACUUAAACAUAUAUGCUCCUGCUCAAGUCGAUUGUGUCCCGAUUGCCGUAGUCUUCGAUUCUUCGACUCUCGAUCGUUUUUCUCUCAGUCUGCUCCAUUGCCUACAAACUACUAACAGCCAGUCGUUCCGUCUAACGUAUGCUCUGCAUGAAAUAUCCACACUAUGUCGAACGGUAGAAAUUGCCAACACUUUUGACGUAGGUUCCAUUUUCCCCAACACGUUCCAGCACAAGUGCUAG